Cadophora gregata is the source of this 273-nucleotide messenger RNA. RefSeq lists its product as uncharacterized. The coding region runs from base 1 to 273 and encodes 90 amino acids. NCBI's taxonomy places the organism in Eukaryota, Fungi, Ascomycota, Leotiomycetes, Helotiales, Ploettnerulaceae. The record is from RefSeq and is a predicted model, not a curated record. The transcript has a single exon.
AUGAUGAUGCAACACGCCAAGGUUGACACCUUCAUCAAGCACUACCUCCGGCGGACGGUCACCGCUGACACGCGAGCUAUCAUCUUCGGCUACGAACCUCAGCGCGACCUGAUGCGGGCGGCCUAUUGGAUGACUUGCUGGAUCGAUCCUGACCGGCCGCAAGAACUCACGCCCGAGGAAUCCCUGUCUGUUAAUAAGGAUCCCAUCGUCCGCCGCCUCGUUGCGGAGCGGGAGAAGUGGAAGCGCCGCUUCCAGGGCACGGCGACUCAGUAG